Molecule: messenger RNA, 563 nt
Organism: Cimex lectularius (bed bug)
Lineage: Eukaryota; Metazoa; Arthropoda; Insecta; Hemiptera; Cimicidae
Product: LIRP-like
Exons: 3
Coding region: 115-495 (126 amino acids)
Cellular component (GO): extracellular region
Molecular function (GO): hormone activity
Source: RefSeq, a predicted model, not a curated record
AUAGUCUCUUUUUUUGCCGAGUUCAUAUCUGUUUUUUAACACAUCUUGACAGCAUUGCUGACGUUGUUAGGCAUACUGCUUGACUAAGCGAGUGGCCGGACUUUAACGAAGAAGAUGUGGAGGUGGAUCAUCCUUUUGGCUGCGGUUGCAUCGGUUUUCGGAAAUUUCUACCAUCUACGUUCAUACGCUCCUUUCCAUAAAAGGAGCUCCCAGAAAUACUGCGGUCCAGAGAUACACGAGGCGCUCCGAGUCAUUUGCAAUGGAUACUACAACCACAUGUUCAAGAAAUCCUAUAAUUUCGAGGAUGAUCGUAUGAAUGUUUUCUUGGAAGGAGAGGAGACUGAUGACCUUAUUCCAAUCAAUUCAAAAGAAAACGCAUUGUCCAUGUUUUCUAAAAAUUAUUUCCGAAAUAAAAAAGGCGUUUACGACGAAUGCUGUAGGAAAAGUUGCUCAAUAUCAGAACUGACAUCCUAUUGUGCUGAUGGUCAAGGAUGAUUGUAUUGACUAAAUUCUGAAUUACAAUUAGGAUACCAAUAAAAUUUAUUUUUUAUUUAGUCAUUCUA